AUGGCCGGUCCCGUAAGACAACCUAUUGACCUCCAAGCUUUGGAAAAAUAUAUAGAGAAGCAUGUACCUGAAAUCAAGAUUCCCAUCAGUAUCAAACAAUUUGGAUUCGGUCAAUCCAAUCCAACAUAUCAACUCCUUGCAUCCAACGGCCAAAAGUACGUAUUGCGCAAGAAACCUCCCGGAAAACUUGUCUCGAAAACCGCACAUCAAGUCGAGCGCGAAUACCGCGUUAUCCAUGCGUUGGAGAAAACGGAUGUACCGGUCCCCAAAGCAUAUUGUUUGUGUGAGGAUGAGGAGGUGAUUGGCACGCCGUUUUACAUAAUGGAAUUCUUGGAUGGGAGGAUUAUUGAAAAUCCUGGAAUUCCGGAGGUGGAUGCCGAGGAAAGGAGAGAGAUGUGGCACGAUGCGAUUCGCACUCUAGCUAAACUUCAUCGUGUUAAUUUGUCGGAUGUAGGCCUUACCAGCUUUGGUAAACCGGCGGGAUUUUACGAUCGUCAAAUCAAAACUUUUGGUAUAAUAAGUGCGGCACAGGCUUCAACGGUUGAUAUUGAGACGAAGGAAUCAGUGGGCCAGAUACCACAUAUUGAGGAGAUUUUGGAGUUUUUUAGAGAUAAAAAAUACCAGCCAGAGGAUAGAGGGACAUUGGUUCAUGGGGAUUAUAAGAUUGAUAACUUGGUGUUUCACAAAACGGAACCCAGGGUUAUUGGGAUCUUAGACUGGGAAAUGUCUACCAUCGGGCACCCCCUCUCGGAUAUAAUCAACAUCCUCUCCCCUUAUACGGUCCGGCACGAAAAAAAAUUCGCGUCCCUCCCGCAAUUUCAAGACGACGACUUACCUGGUCUUCCAUCCGAAUCGGAAUUAAUAUCCUGGUAUCGAGAAACAGCAAAUUGGAACCCAGAACCGGAUUUGCCGUGGGGAGUAGCGUUUGGGUUCUUUAGAAAUACGUGUAUUUAUCAGGGGAUAGCUGCUAGAUGGGCAAUGAGACAGGCGAGUAGUGCGAAGGCGGAGACUCAUGCCAAGGCGAGGUGGCCGAUGGGGGAGUUGUGUUGGAAGUUUGUGGGUUUGGCGAAAAAGGAGAAGGGGGAGAAGGCGAAGCUGUAG
Molecule: messenger RNA, 1101 nt
Organism: Sclerotinia borealis F-4128
Lineage: Eukaryota; Fungi; Ascomycota; Leotiomycetes; Helotiales; Sclerotiniaceae
Source: the annotation of a GenBank genome assembly